AUGUUUGUUACUCAACGCCUGCUUCAGGCAUGCAGAAUCACACUUUUCAGUCGCGACAAUUGCGGCCUCUGCACCCAAGCCAAAGGCGUCUUAUCCGAUGUAUGGGACAAGCGACCCUUUGCGUACAAGGAAGUGAACCUAGCCUUACCGGAGUCCAAUUCCUGGAGAGAGCUUUACGACUUUGAUAUCCCAGUGAUACACAUCAGCAAGGCCAAUGCCCCCGAGGAGCAAGUCAGUGCAGCAACUAAAGCCGUCAAAUUAAUGCACCGGUUCACCAUCCAACAAGUAGAAGAAAAGAUGGACCAAGUCGAAAAGAAGUGA
This is a messenger RNA of Pochonia chlamydosporia 170, 321 nucleotides long. Its product is annotated as glutaredoxin domain-containing protein. Lineage: Eukaryota; Fungi; Ascomycota; Sordariomycetes; Hypocreales; Clavicipitaceae. The transcript has 2 exons. The record is from RefSeq and is a predicted model, not a curated record. The coding region runs from base 1 to 321 and encodes 106 amino acids.